AUUAUAUAUACACUAAUGGAAUUAAAAACUAAUCAUUCGUUAUUCAGAAUUUAAUGCCUAGUUUUAAAAUGAAGAAUUGGCAAUUAAUAUCUCUUUUGUUAAUAAUAUCUAGUUUGAUAUUUAACGAAGCAAUUAAAUAUGAGGAAGACGAUGAAAUAAAAGAAUAUGAAAAUAUUACGACGAUAGAAGCAGCCAAUGGAGACUUGAAUGGUUUAAUAUAUGCUCAUAAAAAUGGAUGUCCUUGGGAUGAAAGCACAACAAAAGCAGCUGCUUCUAAUGGUGAAUUAGAAUGUUUAAUAUAUGCUCAUAAAAAUAAAUGUCCUUGGGAUAAAAGCACAACAGAAGCCGCUGCUUCUAAUGGUGAAUUAAAAUGUUUAAUAUAUGCUCAUGAAAAUAAAUGUCCGUGGGAUGUAUACACAACAAUAGCAGCUGCUUCUAAUGAUAAAACAGAAUGUUUAGAGUAUGCUCAUAAAAAUAAAUGUCCAUGGGAUAAAAGAACAACAGCAUCUGCCGCUUUCUCUGGUAAUUUAGAAUGUUUAAAAUAUGCUCGUGAAAAUGGAUGUCCGUGGGAUGAAAGCACAACAAUAGCUGCUGCUGCUAAUGGUAAAUUAGAAUGUUUAAAAUAUGCUCAUUUAAAAAAAUGUCCAUGGAAUGAAAGAACGACAGAAGCAGCUGCAAAAUAUAAUAACUUACAAUGUUUAAUAUAUGCUCAUAAAAAUGGGUGUAAUUGGGAUAAAAAGACAAUUGUAUCAAGUGCUAUUAAAAAUGAUAAUCUAGAAAUGUUAAAAUAUUCUUGCGAUGAUUUAGAAGAAAUGAAAGAAUUCCUUGCUACUUUUGCUGCUUCUAAUGGUAGUAUUGAAAUUUUAAAAUACGCUCAUAAAAAUGGAUUCCAAUGGGAUGAUGAAACAACAGAAGAAGCUGCUUCUAAUGGUAAAUUAGAAUGUUUAAAAUAUGCUCAUGAAAAUGAAUGUCCGUGGGAUGAAAGUACAACAGAAGCAGCUGCUUCUAAUGGACAUUUAGAUUGUCUAAUGUACGCCUAUGAAAAUGGAUGUCCGUGGAAUAGAAGGACAACAAUACAAGCUGCUGUUCAUGGUGAAUUACAAUGUUUGGAAUAUGCUCAUGAAAAUGGAUGCCCGUUGGAUGAAAUCGCAGCAACAGGAGCUGCUGUUCAUGAUAAAUUGGAUUGUUUAAAAUAUAUCCAUGAAAAUGAAUGUCCAUGGGGUGAAGAAACAACAAGAGCAGCUGCAUCAUAUGAUAAUUUAGAAUGCUUAAAAUAUGCUCAUGAAAAUGGCUGUGAAUGGGAUCCAAUCAAAAUUGCAAGUAUUGCUAUUGAUCAUGAUAAUGUAGAAAUUUUCAAAUAUUCUUGCGAAAAUUUAGUGGAAUUAAAAAUAGUAUUCAUUUCUAUGGCUGCCUAUAAAGGUAGUAUAAACAUUUUAAAAUAUGCCCAUGAAAAUGGAUGGCCGUGGGAUGAAAGAACAACAGAAGAAGCUGCUUCUAAUGGUAAAUUAGAAUGUUUAAAAUAUGCUCAUGAAAAUGAAUGUCCGUGGGAUGAAAGUACAACAGAAGCAGCUGCAUCUAAUGGACAUUUAGAUUGUCUAAUGUACGCCUAUGAAAAUGGAUGUCCGUGGGAUGAAAGCACAACAAUAGCAGCUGCCUCGAAUGGUCAUUUGAAUUGUUUAACAUAUGCUCACGAAAAAGAAUGUCCAUGGGAUGAAGAAACAACAGAAGCAGCUGCUUCUAGUGGUCAAUUGGAAUGUUUAACAUAUGCUCAUAAAAAUGGAUGUCCGUGGAAUGAAAGCACAACAAUAGCAGCUGCGUUGAAUAGUAAUUUAGAAUGUUUAAAAUAUGCUCAUGAAAAAAAAUGUCCGUGGAAUGAAUUGACGGCAAAAGCGGCUGCACAAAGUGGUGAUCUAAAAUGUUUAAAAUAUGUCCAUGAAAAUGGUUGCAAAUGGGAUGAAGGCACAACUAGUGCUGCUGCAGCAAGUCGUAGUUUAGACUGUUUAAAGUAUGCCCACGAAAAAGGAUGUGUUUGGGAUAAGAGUACAACCAAAGCAGCUGCAGAAAGUGGCUGUUUUGAAUGUCUAGAGUACGCCCACAAAAAUAAAUGUGUUUGGGAUGAAACCACAACUAGUGCUGCUGCAUCGAGUGGCUGUUUUAAUUGUUUAAAGUAUGCCUAUGAAAAUGGAAGUGUUUGGGAUGAAAGUACAACUAGAGCUGCUGCAGCAAGUGGCUGUUUAGAUUGUUUGAUAUAUGCUAAUGAGAAGGGAUGUAUUUGGGAUAAACAUACAAUAGUUGCUGCAGCUGAGAAUGGUAAAUUAAAUUGUCUUAAAUAUGCCCGUGAAUAUGGUUGUGGUUGGGUUGAAGGUACUACGAAAGCCGCUGCAGCAAAUGGACAUUUAGAUUGCUUAAUGUAUGCUCAUGAAAAUGGAUGUGAGUGGGACGAAGGCACAAUAAAAGAAGCUGCUUCUAAUGGUAAAUUAGAAUGUUUAAAAUAUGCUCAUGAAAAUAAAUGUAAAUGGGAUAAAGAAACAACAAGUGGAGCUGCUGCAAAUGGUCAUUUAGAUUGCCUAAAAUAUGUUCAUGAAAAUGGGUGUGAGUGGGACGAUAGCACAACAAGACUGGCUGCUGAAAAAGGUCGAUAUCAGUGCUUAAAAUAUGCCCAUGAAAAUGAUUGUCCUUGGAGUAAAGGAACCAUUUAUGAAGCUAUUCAUGCUGAUUGUCCUUAUAUAGUCGACUAUGCUAUGAAAAAUGGGUGCUCCAGUUAAUUUCCUGUGAAAUAACAUUAAUUGUAUUAUAUUCAACUACGUUGCCUAUUAUUAUACUAUUUUAAAAUAAAUUAACUUGAGCUUUAAUGUA
Messenger RNA from Daktulosphaira vitifoliae (grape phylloxera), 2856 nucleotides. RefSeq lists its product as uncharacterized. The record is from RefSeq and is a predicted model, not a curated record. The transcript is spliced from 3 exons. Bases 54 to 2765 code for a protein of 903 amino acids. NCBI's taxonomy places the organism in Eukaryota, Metazoa, Arthropoda, Insecta, Hemiptera, Phylloxeridae.